AUGAUGAUGUCAGACAUUACUAAGGACAGAACGGCUCAUUCAUUGAAGAAAAGGGGAAGUUCCUCUUCUCUAAGCAGGAAGGAGCUUCAUGGGCGCACCAAGGACUGUCUGAGUACUGUGUCUUACAUGGACGAACCGAGCCAGCGUGACGUUGCCUCUCGCCUUACAGUUCAGAUGGAAAACACCUAUCAGCUUGGGCCUACCAAACAUUUUCCUGUGGCUAUUGUCAAUCAUGUUCUGGAAGAUGUGUUAACUAACUAUCUACAAGAAGAACAAUAUGAACCAGAGCUCUGUAGACAGAUGACUAAAACAAUUUCUGAGGUUAUUAAAGCACAGGUCAAGGACUUGAUGAUUCCACGUUACAAGCUGAUUGUGAUUGUUCACAUUGGACAACUGAAUGGCCAGAGCAUAUUUAUUGGAAGUAGAUGCCUGUGGAAUCCUAAAAGUGAUAACUUUUCAUCUUAUGUUUUUAAAAAUUCUUCACUCUUUGCUCUUGCAAAUGUCUAUGCAGUUUACUUUGAAUGA
Molecule: messenger RNA, 525 nt
Organism: Pteronotus mesoamericanus
Lineage: Eukaryota; Metazoa; Chordata; Mammalia; Chiroptera; Mormoopidae
Gene: DYNLT5
Product: dynein light chain Tctex-type family member 5
Exons: 4
Coding region: 1-525 (174 amino acids)
Biological process (GO): microtubule-based movement
Cellular component (GO): cytoplasmic dynein complex; cytoplasm
Molecular function (GO): dynein intermediate chain binding
Source: RefSeq, a predicted model, not a curated record